This is a messenger RNA of Anopheles coustani, 6384 nucleotides long. RefSeq lists its product as uncharacterized. Lineage: Eukaryota; Metazoa; Arthropoda; Insecta; Diptera; Culicidae. The transcript has 9 exons. Bases 345 to 5534 code for a protein of 1729 amino acids. Gene Ontology annotation, cellular component: axon; plasma membrane. Gene Ontology annotation, biological process: dendrite self-avoidance; homophilic cell-cell adhesion; axon guidance. Gene Ontology annotation, molecular function: cell-cell adhesion mediator activity. The record is from RefSeq and is a predicted model, not a curated record.
CGAGAAGAUCGUCACCUCCACAAUAGCACCCUCCUCCAUUGGGAGGCAGUUUUGUUGUUGUUUUGGUGACGAGACCGAGUUGAAACCAGAAACAUAAACAUCACACACGACGCAGCAACUAUCAACAACAUCGCCGGUGGAAGCGGAUAUUCAGGGGUUGACGGCUCCCAGAACAUCGAGCGUGCAAGUGUGUUGUUUAUAUGUGUGCAGCCCGAAGCAAUAGUGGAAAAAGUGUCGUGUGAAGCGCAAGAGUUUGUAAAAUAUUAUGAAAAAAAGAAACACCACCACUAGCCAGGCCUACACAUUUUCGAACGUAAACAACUCCAAAUGGUGAAGGAUUUUUUAUGGCGCUGCUCUCAUUUCGACUUAGCAUUGUGUUUACAAUAGGACUGCUACUGCUGAAUGGAUUUACCUCCGACACGUCAGUGCUUGCCUUCGUUAACGAGGAAGGACCGGAGCGGCUACGGCUAAUAGCCGCUCCACCGUCGCACGUGAUCGUGACCAGCACUCGCAGCUCGCCCGUGUACCUGCCAUGCCAGGCCGAGCUUGCUCCCGACACGACCGACGACAUCCCGAACAGCAGCUACGGCGACGACUACCCGGACGAGCACAACGAGGAGGACGAUGAGGAGGAGGAGGACGACGAAGGCUACGACGAGGAUACGGACGACCAGGAGGACGAGGAGGACGGCUUCCUGCCGCACACGGCGCCGCUCCUCAACAACAACGACCUCUCCCACGACGAGCGUUCGCUCCAUCGACUCCAGCGUCAGCAGCCGCCAGAUGUAUUCCAGCGGCAGUAUCGGGACUACGAAGGUGACGAGGUGAGACGGCGCCGGCGGCGGCGGCGAUACGUGCGGACCCAAGGUCGAGGGUUCGCCGGCAGGGGCGGAUACUACGGUGGCGGUGGCCUGGCGACCUUCGAGUACGUCUGGUACCGGAAUGGGCUGGAGUUUCUGACCACCUCGUUCCAGAACCAGAACCAUCGCCAAACCCACAAAGGCUUCCGGCUGUUCGAAAAUGGGACGCUGCGCAUCCCGUACAACCGGCAGAACGCGAACAUUGCGGCCGGCGUGUACCGGUGCAAGGCGACCCUGAUCCACCACAAUCCGCGCAACCACGGCCAGGGUUCGAUUCUUUCGACGGAGUGCACGGUCUCGAUUGCCUACCUUGACCGAGACAAUGGAAUCAACUUCCCGAACAACACCAUCACGGUGCGAGCGUGCGAACCAACCAUCCUGCCGUGUCCGUUCCAGAGUUAUCCGGCCGCCAACAUUACUUGGUCGGUGAACAAGACCACGAUACCGCUGCAGGGCGGCUAUGGUAACACGAAGGAUGCUAGAUUCUUUCUCCUGCAAAAUGGAAGUCUCCUUAUCAGUGACGUGCAGCUAACGGACAGUGGCCGGUAUCGGUGCAACGCUUCGAAUCUUUACGUGGCAAAGAACUUCCGCAGCUCCAGUGUAAAUCUGGUUGUGAGCGCCACGGCACCAAGCAGCGCACCGCAGACGACAGGAAACCAUGUUCUGAUGCCGCCACUGCAACCCUUGCAGCUUUCGGUGCCAGCCGGGAACACACUUCGCCUACACUGUGCCUGUUACUACUGCAAACCGCAGUGGACUUUCACCCCGCGCCACAGCCAAAUCCCGAUCCCGCUGGACAACUUAACGCACCAGGUCAUGUUCGUGAACGCAUCCGUCGAGCGGCACGAAGGCUCGUUCACCUGCCGCUCGUCACCGGACGCUACGGCGGAACGGCAAACGUUCAACGUGACCGUCCUGGUAGCACCGACGUUUGUCAGCCGGAUCUCGUCGUACAUUUCGUCGGUCGUUGCGUCGAUGACGUUCAACUGCAGCGUGUCGGGCAAUCCGCCACCGACUGUGACCUGGUACAAGAAUGGGCGCGCGAUUCGCAGCAACUACAUUAUGCACUACGCGUAUCCGCUGCUGCGCAUCAACACGCUCGACCCGGAGGACGAAGGUUUGUACCAGUGCGUGGCGAAGAACGCGGCCGGUGAGAUCGCCGCCUCGACGUACCUGACGAUCCGGGACAAGCAGAAGUAUCGGCACAAGGCCAAACGCUUGGACGCGAUCCGGUGCUUCCCGAUCGACACGACCAGCUUGUACUUAACGUUUAACGUGCCGAGCCACGCUAACCCGGGCAUCGAGUACGUCAUGUACUACCUGGCGGGUGAUGACCCUUUUCGCUGGUUCAGCUCACCGCCGACGCAGCUGGCCGCAAACGGCAGCCUCCGGAUAACGGGCCGAAUGGUAGAACCGUUCCGGAACUACACGGUGUUCUUGCGCGCUUGCUCGGUAAGCGAUAUCUCCGGCACGGAAAACAUUCUGGGGGGCGGCACGCCCGGCAUGAAGAAGGUGAUUCCGUCCCGGCUAUCGCAAGGUGUCCAGUGUGCAUCACAAGGAUAUCCGAUUCUGUCGACAUUUUUCCCCAACAACGGUAUCUUCAUCUGGUGGCCGAAGUACGAGGGAGUGGAACCGACGGCAUUUACGAUACAACUGCAACACGAUGGUAAUGGCAGUUUAACCAGCUUCACCGAACAAAUCAUCGGCACUGUGGACCCGCUGGACGACUACAUGACGUACGAGGAAGUGGAGCCGCUGCUGGGCAAGAUCGCUGCGAAAACGAGCCAACACAUGGACUGGCUGUGGAACGACGACGAGGGAGAUGUUGUGAACGAAGAAAGCGGUGUGGGACGUAGGAGACGUCGCCGCCGCCAAAGCCACCAGCGGGAGAACCGGCACGAACAACACGCGUUCGAUCUGUCCAAGGAUCGGAAGCAAAUCUUUGGUUGGCUAGCGACGAGCGGUGAUGCGGUCGAUGUCGACGUGGCACUUCAGGUCGAUGCGGAGGGCAACCGAACGAAUCUGUCCGAUGUACAGGCGGCGAUGGCCGCGGCCCAACAGUCCGCUAGCGCUCAGCAACAGCAGUCCGCCACGAUGGAUGCAUCCGGUAAGCGGACCGAUGGAUUGACCUACGACGAUCCGCAGUUCCGCAAAACACACCGAGAGAUAACGGUGAUGCGGGUGAAGGUGGCGGGCAAUGUGACCGGUAUUCUGCUGCCCAACAUGCGGAGCGUUAAGGUGCGCGUGCUCGGUUCGAUCGCUCCCGAUGGCGAACCAUUGCAGCAGGACUUGCGCUAUGUUUUGUGGAAAACGAUUGACACGGCGGCCCCGAGAACCGAUGCCAUCAACCGGUUUCAGGCGAGCCACAUCGAUGCCCGUAGUGUCCAAUUCACUUGGAGUCGAUUCGUUGCGACCAAGGCAGUCAAUCGGUGUCUGCAGUUGUGCUACAAGAACGUCAACCAUGACGUGAUCCUGCGCGGUGGCUCCAGUCGGUUCGAUUGCCAAAAGAUUCCCAAGGAUGGGUCACACUUUAACGUAAAGGAUCUACUUCCUCUAACCAUGUAUAAAGCUUUUCUUAAACCUUGCGAAUCGAAGGAGGCACUGAGCGACAUAGUCGACUUUCAAACGAAGCAUGAUGUCCCUGGUCCGGUGACAAAUCACGAGCUGGAUCGCUCGAGCGGAACGAUCAGCAUUACCUGGGGGCCGCCCGAGAAAAGCAAUGGUGUGCUGCAGGGCUAUCUGAUCGAGUGGAUCAACGAGGAAAACACGCAGCAUGCGGCCAACCUGACUGCCAACGCCACCAGCUUCACCUUUCCGAACGUAACUUCUAACGAGCGCAUCAACAUCUCGAUCCGUGCGCUUAGCAGCUCUGGCCUCGGGAUCCCAAUCUAUCUGAACAUGAAAAACUACUACCCCCCGGUCAACCCGCCUGGAAAAAUAGGCUCGGGCGGUGCUCUUUCUGCUCACAGUAUGCGAUGGCUCACACAGAUUUUGUUCGCCGUCAUCAUGCUCCUGUUUUUAAUUCUCAUCGCAACGUGGCUCUGGUUCGUUCUGCGCCGAAAGGCAUGUAAGAAGGCCUCAAAUGGAGCCGGCUCGGGUAAUGCUGGAGGUGCUGCAGGUGGCAGUGGUGCGACGCCCAGUAGCGAUGGCCGACAUCACCAUCAUCAUCAUCAUCAUAUGGUCACCGACGGGUCUGCGGUACAAAUGAUGGGCAUACUGUCGAGCUGCAAUAGCGAUAUGCAUGAGAUGCAAACGUUGAUUCGCCCGAACAACUGUUCUCAUCCGAAUGGAGGAUUAUCGAUUCCGAAUGGCUUCGGCGGUGGUAGUGCUGGUAGUCUAUCCUAUGCUAAUUCUCCUCCACUAGGCACAAACGUACUCCCGGUUGCCACAAGUCUCGUGGUUCGGAAUCGAUCUCAACCGGUUAAAAACUUUUCACCAACGACGUGCGAUACGACAAUUAACGUACCACUUAACGUCACAGUUCCUGCACCGCACGUAAACGGUACAAAUGACUACGCUACCGCUAUGGCUUCGUACAAAGAGCUGUUGGGUCGAGAACGGACAGACACCAGUUGCACCGGGUGCUCCGGGGAAUGCAACAGGGAAGGUUGCGGCAGUAUACAUAUACGAAAUCCAACGGCGCUGGCCUCAAACGAUGCUUGCGUUGUAGUUUCUGCCAUGUCUCCAACAGACGUCAUGUCGAGCGGAGAUGAACUUCAUAACCAGAAAAGCCCCGAGUAUUUAGCAGCUUGUGGAUCCAGCACAUCCACGAAUAAGAAGGAUUCUGAUAGGAUUUCUUCAACAACCCUCGCAACAACCGGUGAACGUAAGCGAUCACCAACCUUGUCCUUCGCUUCCAAAUCCUCUCGUGCUGCCAUACCGUCGACGUCGAUGCCGUCGUCAUCACCAACGUCCUCGUCAUCGUCGUCGUCCUCGUCGUCAUCUACGUCCACAUCCUCAUCCCCGUCGUCCUCGGCAACGCCGUCGUCCUUAACACCCGCCUCCUCACAGUACGUUAUGAAAUCUCGCUCCCCACUGGCACUCGAUAGUAGCCAACGUAGAUUAUUAGAUACAACCCUAGAUAGUAACACAAGCACCACUAACGUAGCGGAAACGGAUGUCGCACAGCGACCGAAACCAAAACCACCAAUAUCCAACACACAACAAACACUACCAGUAGAAAUUUACGAUUAUGCAACGAACUGUGAUGACGAGCAGGUAGGUGUCCGAGACAACAGCCGGCAGCGGCUGCUCCUGGCGGAGUGCAGCGACGAGGUGCCUGAAAUCGUUAGUACCGUACUACCACGUGGCGUGUUGCGAAACGCUGGUCGCACGCAGGAAGCAACCGACGAACUAAUCCGGCAACAGAAUGCCGUAAUCUCCCUGCCUCGGUCUCAGAUGAACCCGAUGGUCACGUCCUACCGUGAAGCGAACGGUGGAGCCGACGUGUCAUCACGACCGGAGCAAAUCAUACAAUCCUAUAGCCUAAAGAGUGAUAACGACGCCGAAGACGACGACGACGAGCAAGAAGAAAACGAUGACGAAGACGACGAGGAGCUGGAUAACUCCGCGUCGUUACUGAACACGAGCAGCCUCAGUACAAAACCCCUCCAUCAGCAGAACCACACCUCCAGUUGGAACUUCCGGCGACCGAUCAUCGGCCCGAACGGAUAGACGAGUUUCCUCCUGUGCGAAAGAUAUGUUUUGUCGGAUUCGCAACCGAUCGCCGCCCCUCAGGUACAACCGUUUAUGUUAUAGUUUAGCGCCGAUGAGGUACUGUUUUUACUACCGUUUCUGUGUCGUUAAGAACCCUUCUACCUAGUGGCCGUGUACCACCACCUUUAACUCAUGUUUCGGUAGUUUGGUACCGCCAUCGCCCGACAAGCACCGUGUUGCACGUGUGUCUAUGUAUGCGAGUAGUAUACAUUUUGUUGAAAAGGAAUAGAACAGAAGAAAAGAGGACAAGCGCCACCAUGACAAGUUGUUCGACGUUCUCUCUAAGACUAGAUGAGGACUAGAUGCAAAAAAAGGUUCGAAUACUAGUGUGCAGAGUAGGAAUCGAGAGCUACUAGUAGGAAGAAAAUGAGCAGAGGCUUUAUAUUAUCAUAAUAUCGUUCGAUAAGUAAUUUAAGGCAUUAUCUUAAUUUUAUUUCAUGGCAAAUUCUGUUCUUCUAAAAUUAGUAGUUUUUGUUCAGUAUACCCCGUCCCAUCCUCUCUCCGGUGCUCACCCAUCUAAUCGUUUGUUUUGUGCAUCCUUCACAUUGGCGCUAUUUACGGUUUAAGAGAAAAAAACACAUAAUACGUUCCGGUUAAUAACCCAGUUCUCAUUCGAUUUUAAUCUUGGCAAAGGACCAAAAGCAAACUACUAUCCUGGUGUGUAAUCAUGGCCCCAUGCUCCAUUCUUGUUUUUUAUAUCGGUAUAUAUUUAUAAAGGCAGCCACAAACGCCGUCGAUUCUCCUAUUAUGUUACAGAGCACUUUUUCAACAUUUAAUAGAUUAAACUUAUCCAAACGUGAAUGCUUCA